AGCGAGGCGGUGGGUGGGCGAGGUGGUGGGUUCAGCUGUGGUGAGGUGAAUUUGCCGUUCAGCGUGUUACCAAAUUUUUCCACGGAGCUACUUGUGUACGACACAUCAAAAUGUGCACCCUGUCAUGUGCCAGACAGCUAGGGAUGUAUCAGUCAUCUGAUGCGUGAGGGCACUGACUGAAGACAAUCCCUCACAGAUCUGCCCUCUGCAUCUGCAGGUGUUGAGUGGCGAUGUAGCCUCAGCAACUUACAGUGGCUGGAAGGAUUGAUCUGUGAAAAUUUGAGUGCUUGAUGAAAAGGUGGGGGUUUUAAACUCAACGGGAAGGUGUGGUAGCUAUCAAGCCUAUGUUAGUGACCAUCACAGGCAAGAUGACCAAAAAGCAAUAUGAUCUGGUGCAGAACGAUGAGUAUGACUGUCGCAUUCCUCUCCACACCUGAAGAAGCAUUCCAGCAUGGCAUUUCUUUCCAAGCAAAAUACAUCGGAACUCUUGAUGUUCCACGCCCAUCAAGCAGGGUAGAAAUUGUUGCAGCUAUGAGGCGGAUCCGAUAUGAGUUCAAAGCAAAGGGAUUGAAGAAAAAAAAGGUUUCACUGGUUGUUAGCACUGAAGGUGUCAAGGUUUCCUUGAAGAAAAACAAAAAGAAAAACCAGUCUGCAGAAGAAAACAAGCUUCUAGUCAUGCACCAUCCAAUUUACAGGAUAUUUUAUGUAUCUCAUGAUUCACAGGAUCUGAAAAUUUUUAGCUACAUUGCCAGGGAAACUCAUUCAAAUGUGUUUAAGUGUAGUGUUUUCAAAGCAGCAAAGAAGAGCCAGGCCAUGAAGGUGGUUAGGACUGUUGGCCAAGCAUUUGAAGUGUGCCAUAAAUUGGAAUGUGGGGAUGAUGGGGAAGAUGCUGCCCAGAGCAUCAUCGGCAGUGAAGAUCUGAGUGCACAUGUGCGCAGGGCUACAGACACAUCCUCAGACCCACUGAGUAUGGAUCUGCCACCCUAUGACUCUGCAGAUGUGAUAAACACAAAUCUCAGGAGGCCAACAAAGCUGGAGCCAUUGUCUCUUCCACCUGGAGGUAGCAACAUUCUCCUGCCAGCUGAGCUCUUCACCUCACCUCUGACAGAGCCACUGGGGCUGGAGGGCAUUCUGCCACAUGCAGGCACUCCUCUCUCUGCUCACCAUGAGCAGCAGCUAUUGAGGGAGCAGCUCAUCCAGCAACAGCAACAGACAAAGGCUGCCUUGGCUCAGGUGCAUUUGCUGCGGGACCAGCUGAAGGCCGAGACGACGGCGAGACUGGAGGCGCAGACGCGCACGCACCAGCUGCUGCUGCACAACAAGGAGCUUUUGGAGCACAUCAGGACGCUGGUGACGCAGCUGCGGCUGUCGGAGCAUCCGCCGCCGGCUCCCGUCAGCAGCGACAGCCGGUCGGCCAGCGUCGAGGACCUGAAGGCGGGCGCGUCGGGCGCCUCGUCGAUCGACGCCGGCCUGGGCAGCAGCUCGGUCAGCGCCGCCGCCGAGCCGCCGGCCAGCCUGCUCGGUCGGCUGGCGCGCGGCGCCUGGGCCCGCCACACCACCACCUGAUGAGGGGGCGGACGGUGACCGUCACCCAGUGAGGAGGUCCUCACCGCUUCCUCUGUGCGAGCCGUGACUGGCGGAGCUGUGGGGCACCGGCCGACGGUGGUCGGCGACGCAUCUGGCCACGGACUGACGGGGGCCCGCGCCGCCUCCUGAUCACGGACUGGCGUGAUGCGUCCCGCGGCACACGAGUCGGAGCGUGGCCGACAUGGUCGGGGUGAGGCGCACCGCCCCGCCCCCCCCCCCCCCCCGGGCGUCCGCACUCUCUGCCAUACUGACACUCGCACCCCCGAGCAGCGGCGGCGGCGGCGGCGGUGGCCGGGAGGCGCCGCUCGUGCUGUCCCGGUGCGCGCCGGGGGGCCGCACCGGCGGCGCCUCUGUGUAUCCGUCGGUGGUGUGGUGCGAGUGCACGCGAGUGUGGGCGCGGAGGAGCUGCGUCUUCCUGGGAACGUGACACGCACCUGAGCCUGGCGGCCUGAGCCCCCACGCCGUGUGGGCUGGAGGCGGCGGGUUGUCGUUGCUGCCGGACAUAAUCAUUGACGUUGAUCUGAUGUAAUGCAUUUCCGAGAGCUGAGUGGCGCUCAGUAUUUUCUGAAGGUAGUCGUUUUCCCUGAACAAAGGUCCGGACGACAGUAGCGAGUCGUGGACCCAGCCAUUCUUGCGUAUCAUGCAUAGUACAUACAAACGAAACAUUCCAUCCGAUGUCAGGUCGUCGCAUGCCCGGAGGACAUGUGUCGCUGUUGCUGUUCUGUGUAGCGUGUGAUUAAGUUAAUAGACGUCCCAAGCUGUGA
Messenger RNA from Pollicipes pollicipes, 2351 nucleotides. RefSeq names its product carboxyl-terminal PDZ ligand of neuronal nitric oxide synthase protein. Bases 385 to 1566 code for a protein of 393 amino acids. The record is from RefSeq and is a predicted model, not a curated record. Lineage: Eukaryota; Metazoa; Arthropoda; Thecostraca; Pollicipedomorpha; Pollicipedidae. Gene Ontology annotation, molecular function: nitric-oxide synthase binding. The transcript has 2 exons.